Messenger RNA from Microstroma glucosiphilum, 2798 nucleotides. RefSeq lists its product as hypothetical. Gene Ontology annotation, cellular component: lytic vacuole; endosome. Gene Ontology annotation, biological process: SNARE complex assembly. Gene Ontology annotation, molecular function: SNARE binding. The transcript has 7 exons. Lineage: Eukaryota; Fungi; Basidiomycota; Exobasidiomycetes; Microstromatales; Microstromataceae. The coding region runs from base 58 to 2661 and encodes 867 amino acids. The record is from RefSeq and is a predicted model, not a curated record.
AAUACAGUCUACUUUACAGCUACUCAUGGUCGUGGUGUAGCCUGCGUCAGCUCACCAAUGCCCCUUCAUCGCCAGGAGGAGGCUUCAUCUUCCCCCUCCUAUCCUUCUCUAUCCGACUUACGGCAGCCCACCAGCAAUAGGAGGGUGCGGCACCUUGCUUCGCUACAUCUUCGUAACUUCCGACCUGGCAGCGUUUCCAGCAGCGAUGAUGCUCAGGACCUCUUUGACAUCUCCCUUGGUAUUGAUACGGUGGAAGGAAGAAUCCCUCAAUACCUCACUGAGCCUUCGCAGCCCUGCGUCAAUGCCGAUUGGAACGUCGAUCCGCGUUACUUCGAUACCGGUGAAUCCUCCUCUUCAUCUGGCUGGCCAGAGACAUCCUCACUGGGCGUUUUAGGCCGGCAAUUCUUCAAUAUUAGUGCUUGGGCUCGCAACGCCACACAGGCAGAAGACGGGGAAGCUGCCGGAUGGUCGUUUUGUUGGCAGAGGGCGAUUGAUUUGCGUACCUUGGAGAGAAUACCUACAGGGCUCUCUUCUCCCGUCAUGCGGAGACUUCCUGCCAACUCCCUCAUCCUGGGUCUACGGCCCUCGAUCUGGGGCUCUGCACGCAUUCCUUCCGAGGACAGGACUUUGAAGGCGGUCGCCGGGAAUCUGUUGCAGGACAAUGCGAGCGGGUCAGGCAGCGGCCCCCUUCCAGGCAAAAGCAACGGAAAGAUCACUGGUCGAUCAGUGGAUCCCGUUGAGCUACAUGUCUCCGCACCCGAGCUAGAUUCGUUGACAUACUAUCUCGUACCACAGGCAGUAGUGCGCAAGGCGUCAGGAAAGGCUAGACGAGAGUCACUUACAAGUGGCAUCAAGGAGAGAGACGAAUCUCACGAUGAAGAUGAAGGCGGAGGUUCAGACCCAGAAGUAGGCGGGCUCGGCCGACAGUCGCCAGAUGAGCUGGACAUUGAUGGGGGCUAUGAUUCGGAGACUGCCUUUGAGCUAUCCUCCUCCGCCUCUCCCCGCAAGCCAGGACGACCGAGACUUGAGCAUCGCACUUCGAGCAGUCGAACCGUCAGAGCCCUGAAGAAAGGGAGGCGGAAAAGGACCUCUUCGAUGACUCCUGAAGUACCUGCAAUCACGGACAGUCCUGCCGGAAAAGCAGGCACUAGAGGUUCUUCUGAGCUUGAGAGGAAGGGCUCCGUGUCAAGCAAGAUAUCAGCAGAAGACGAACGGAAGAGGAGGAUACAGUCGUGGCAACUGGAGAGGGAGAGGGAGCAAGAAGUUCUAGAACGUAGCAAGAGAGAAACGCGGAUGCUCAAGAGCUACAGGCGAGACGACCUUUACAAGGUUCUGCAAUUGCUACUGCAAGAUGCCGACGAGAGCUCAUCUCUGGCCAGGGAACGGGAGGCGUAUGGCCGUCUGCUAACAGCCACGUCUGGGGUGCCUGCUCUCACCCGGAGAGCGUUUGCCAUUCGCGGCAAACUCUCAGCAAUAGAGCAUACCCUCAGCACACAGAACGACAGUAUCCGACAAUUGCGAAGCACUAUUGCAGAGAAGAGGGACGCAUUCGCGCGUAGACGAGCUCGACUGGACUUUGUCAAGCGGCAGCUGCAGAGUGACACUGCAAAAGUGCAGGCUAGCCAAGAGGAGCCUGAUCAUCUAAGACGUAGUAUAGCAAGACAAGGUGUCCUGACCCACAACCGCCGCACCCAGCUCCUCGAGACACUUUCGGAGAUCUACCCAAUCAGGCUCAUCUCCCCUUCCGACCUCCUUUUAUCGAUUUGCGACAUACCCCUUCCCAAUUCGCCGGCCCUUGCUUUGGUCGAGUCCCGCAGCAGAGUCGAUGAAGAAGGCAUUGCUGCUGCCCUGGGCUUGACGGCGCAGCUGGUUCUCCUGCUGAGCUCUUACCUCGAUACCAGUGUCCAUUAUGAGAUUGCUGCUGCUGGCAGCAGGGCCAUGAUUCGGGACGGGAUCAGCUUGAUGAAUGGUCCUCGAGGCUUUCCGCUUUACUCCAAAGGAGCUGAGCCUUACCGCUUCGAGUACGCAGUGUUUCUUCUUAACAAGAACAUAGAGCAGCUGAUGAAUGUGCAUAACCUCCCUGUGCUGGACCUGCGACAUACUUUGCCCAACCUCAACAACCUGAUGCUGACCUUGAGCUCUCCCAUCACUCUGGGAGAAACAUCAACUAGCGGCCCUGCUGCGCCCACUCAUCGUUCCACGUCGACGACAAUACCGACGACUGGCGCCAGGAUCGUCUCGCAGCCCUUGACGUCGGUGCGGCGUGGCUACCGCACUAUGGGCAAAGGGGAAAUCGUCUUGCCCACUUUGCCAGCAGCUGUCACAGGGAAGGACAGCGGUCUGAAUGGCGUCAGUGGCGGGACGGAGAGCAAAGUCCUCGCCUCUACCAAUGGUCAUAGUCAUGGUCACGAUGCAGCCAAAGACACACCAGCAGCCCUACAUGCCGGUAGCGGCAGCGAGAUGGGCAGGUCGGCAGCGGCUUCCUGGACCGCGUCGUUGCUUGGGUGGAGCGGCGGCAAGGGCGGAAGCGGAGGCGCAGGCGUAGGCGCAGAUGGGUACGCACAGAGAGCAGGAGCAUCAGCGCAGCAUGGCAAGGGGGCGGAUGAGACGACGAAGAGGAGAGUCACCAGUGAUGGUACAGCUGCGAGCGCGGAUGGUUGACGAAGAUUGUAAUAUUGCAUGGAGAUAGCAGUACCCACGAAGGUGGUUGAUGAGGCAUAUCGAGCAGCAGCGGGCGACUCUGGCUGUGCGUGUCACUUUGGCUGGACUGGCAGAAAUGCAUGGACCACAUCCUUGGA